Messenger RNA from Aureococcus anophagefferens, 915 nucleotides. RefSeq lists its product as hypothetical. The record is from RefSeq and is a predicted model, not a curated record. The transcript has a single exon. Gene Ontology annotation, cellular component: endoplasmic reticulum membrane. Lineage: Eukaryota; Pelagophyceae; Pelagomonadales; Pelagomonadaceae. The coding region runs from base 1 to 915 and encodes 304 amino acids.
AUGUCAGGUCUGCUAGCCGCCGCAGCAGUCCUCUGCUAUGCGCUGUACCGGUUCCUGAAUUGGUUCCUCACGCCUAUCCACGCCGCUCGGGCGCGCGCAGCCCUCGAAGCGGAAGACAGGCGCGCGCGCGAGACGUGGCUCGCCGCGAGCACAAGCGACGCCGUCCACCUCUCCGUCGUCAUCCCCGCCUACAACGAGCGGGAGCGGCUGCCGGUCAUGCUGCGGGAGGCCGCGGCCUACCUGUCGGCGCAGUCCUUCGCCUUCGAGGUGCUCGUCGUCGACGACGGCUCGUCCGACGGCACGGCCGGCGUCGCCGAGGCGCUCGGCCGCGAGCUCUUCCCCGGCGGCGAGCUGCGCGCCGUCGUGCUGGCGCGGAACCGGGGCAAGGGCGGCGCCGUGCGCGAGGGCGCGCUGCGGUCCCGCGGCGCCUGGGUGCUCGUCGCGGACGCGGACGGCGCGACGCGAUUCUCGGACCACGCGCGGUUGGAGCGGGCGGCGAUGGACGAGAGCGCGGGCGUCGCCUGCGGGAGCCGGGCCCACAUGGUCGGCACGGACGCCGUCGCGAAGCGGUCCGCGCUCCGGAAUCUACUGAUGCGCUGCUUCCACGUCGUCGUGACCGUCGUCGGCGGCGUCGCGGGCGUCGAGGACACGCAGUGCGGCUUCAAGCUCCUCUCGAAGCGCGCGUCGGCGGCGAUCUUCGGGGCGCUCCACAUCGAGCGCUGGGCCUUCGACGUCGAGCUUCUGUACAUCGCGAAGCGCCUCGGCUUCCCCAUCGCCGAGGUCGCGGUGACGUGGCACGAGGUCGCCGGGUCGAAGAUCGACAUCGCCGCCGACUCGAUCCAGAUGGCCCGCGACAUCGCCUGCGUCCGCCUCGCCUACCUCGCGGGGGUCUGGACGCUCCCGGACGAAUUUUAA